AUGAUGCGCAAGGCCUGUAUCAGAGCUCUUGCGCCUCUCGCAAGUGGGUCUUCUCCCACGUCCGCCGCCAGGGAUGGCGAGCGCGCCACAGUGGCAGCGGCGCGGCGGGUCUCCUGCCGUGAAUACGGAACGCAUAACUCUAGUCAUGAUCAGUGUCGUGGGCGGCGCGGAGGGCGCCCACAAGAGCAGGAGCACGGUUACUCGGCGUCAGCGCUGGGUCGUGCAUCACAAGUCGUCGCUGGCGCGUCUUCGAGCGCAGUGUCGUCAUCCCCGCACGCCUGCGACGCCUUUCAUGUAUUCCUUCGUGCCCGCAAUGCACCCUUCCUCUGCAGCGGCACCACUGCAGCAUCGCCGCCGGCCAGCGACCCCCUGUAUCCUCACCCCUUCUCUCACCUCCACCCGAGCGCGCAUGCUCUCGGUAGCGCCGCGCGAACUGGUGCUCCAGUCGAGGGAGCAAGUCGUGUGAGGGGGGGCGCAGCGCGUAACACAUCCAGCGACGGCACGACAAGGCGAUCAUCGUCGUCGCCGCCGCCGUUAUUCUCGCGACUGUCAGCCGGUGCCACUUCUGCGAGGGCUCUCGAGGAGCCGAGGAACAGACAGCAGACGCCGCUCGAGGAGGAGGCGAGCCGACACGGUGCCAGUGCUCCGCCGGUGCUGGGCGAAUGGUCGUUGGACCCUCCGGAGGCAUCGACGAGGAGGGCUGACGCGCAGGGCGGGCCGCGGAGCCGCGAGCAUCUGCCAGAGCGCGACCGCAAUGAUGUUGGCACGGAUGGAGAGGCGAAUGACAGCAGUGCCCAACGAGGCAGGCUGCCAGAGCUCAGAGAGCGGCGACGUCGCAGUCUUCCGCAGCGACGCCACGAUGCCCUCGAGCUUGCGCGGCGACAAACCUCCGCGUACAUUGCGAAUCGACGCCUGCGCGAGUACGAGCAGACGUGCCUCCAUGCGUACCGCAUCUUGAAGCAGGUGCAACGGAGCCUCACCGCCUGGGCCCGCGCUCGGCGACAAGGACAGCGGCAAAACGCCUCCGGAAGCAACUGCAGCACCCGGAGCGGCAGCCUUGGCGAUGACGCGUCGAGCGUGCAGGCGGCGCAGUCGAUGAAGGGACAAGGUGGUGCCGGUGCAUUCCGCAUCCCGCCCACCGGCGAGGAUGUGGACGCCGUCGACGCACGCUUUUUCGAGUACGCUGGGCAGAUCCAGCGUACACUGCAUCAGCUCACCCCACGCCAUUUUGAUGCCGUUCGCGGCUACCGCCUGCGAGCAGAGCCACGCAGCAGCUCCCCAUCAACUGUGGCCACCCCGCCGUCAGGGCCUCGACGCGCAGAGGACUCGACUUCCUCCGGGCCCGAAUCGUUGGGAGAUGCGCCGCGGCAACUGCUGCUGCUGCGCCUACUGUGGCGCCUGCUCCACAUCCAGCAGCUCUUCUUCAGCAUUGGUCGCCGCGCCUCGCUGCCGCGCACCGCCGUUGACGUGUACGUGCAGUCCUCCAACUGCCAGUACGGCAUCCGCGAGGUGCUGCGCGUGCUCGGGAGCGAGAUGGCGCGGUGGACCCUGUUGGCGAGUACCCCCCACCACCACCACAACUCUUGUAGUCAGCAGUGGCGAGGGCACGACGGUCGUGCACCGUCGUCGUCUGGGUCCUGCGCCCCUCUCUUCUCUAACACGGAACUCUUCCAGCUCUUCUACGCUGCCCUCUGCAUCCCUAGCGAGGAGGCCCCUGGUGUUCCGCUGUACGACCCAUCUAUCCACAGCUCCACCCCUCGACACGGUGGUGUGCCGGGUCGGCACGCAGCAGCCUCCGCCUCCUCUGGCCUCCCGGAUGCUGGACUCGAUGCGUUCCGGCGGGACUGCAUCGCAACAGGUACCGAAGACUUCUGCAUGCCGCUGGACGAGUGGUGUGUGCGUUGGUGGUCACAUCAGUACUCGGCGGCUGGCCGGAUGGGCGCAGCGUGGGCGCCACCGCUGUCGAUGGGGGAGGCCAUGGAUGUACUCCAGGCGUGCAUGUACGCGACGGCGAGCGUGCAGGUGCUGGCGACGGCAGCACCGCGUCACGCCGCACAGCCGCGGCACCGUCCACAGCAGCGACUGAUAACUCCAUUUGUGUACUUCGAGACCCCACCGCAAGGCGCCACCGACGGUGCCCGCCGGCGUCGUGCGAGCUCGGCGUCUGCAACGGCAUCGGAGGGCAACGGCGUCGUCGAGGAGGCGGAGCUGUCGCCGCUGCGCGUGCUAGACCGCCGGUAUCGCCCGCACCUGCCCGGUGCCUUGGGCGGCAAUCGUGUGGCGCUGCGUAUUCCAUAUCACCUCGGCCAGCGCUAUGUGGAGGUGUUCCUGACGUACCUGCUGUCGAGUGUGUCUGCUGGACCAGAGCCUGGAGAGGUGAAGGGGGCGGCGACAGCGGCGACAGAGACGGUGGCGGCUGGUAUUGAACAUCUUCUCCGUUUCCGCGACCGCGAUGCCGUGCGCGACGUGGCGCUGCUGUGCACGGCCAUCCUUUUCUUCGAGGUCUUCUCGCCUACGACGGCUGCCUUCAUGGCGUACGCGGCGCCGCUGUUCAGAGAGCAAGUGGAGCUCCUCAGCGGGCAUGAAAUUAGCUGUGUGCUGCUCGCCUACGCAUCGCUGCAGCGCUGGGAGAGGGCAGGUGGCGCUCGUGGCGGUGGCGCCUCUUCCCCGGCUAGCGGCUCCAGCGCGGAUGCCGAGCUGAGGGCGGCGAGUCGUCGCGGCACCCCGCUUUACGACCCCGCCGUGGCUGUGCAAAGUGCGUCCACCGCUGCUGCCGGCUGCAACGGAUGCAGGGACGCUUGGCACAAGGGUGCACCCAGGGAAGCCGCGGUACCAGAGCGCUCGCCACCACUGCAUGCGGACCAUCAGAGCACCGAUGAUCCCCACAGCAGCGGCCGCCAGAGUGACGCAACGCGAUCACCGUCGUCGUCGUCGCGUGCACAGACGUCAACGGGUCCGCAGUCCCCAUCUCCUGAGCCGUGGCAUCUCUUCUACGUGACCCUCGCCUCCCGCGCCGGCCAGCUCAGCGACACGCUUAGCGAGGAUGACGUGACACGUGUGCUGCGGGCGAUGGAGCUGACCGGGAUGGAGCACGACGACCUGCGCCACGCGCUGGAGUCGUCGCUGCGGAUGCGUAACAUGGGGCGACGUAUCUUUUAUGAAACUUAA
This is a messenger RNA of Leishmania mexicana MHOM/GT/2001/U1103, 3168 nucleotides long. RefSeq lists its product as hypothetical. The record is from RefSeq and is a predicted model, not a curated record. The transcript has a single exon. Bases 1 to 3168 code for a protein of 1055 amino acids. Lineage: Eukaryota; Euglenozoa; Kinetoplastea; Trypanosomatida; Trypanosomatidae.